Molecule: messenger RNA, 765 nt
Organism: Diospyros lotus (date-plum)
Lineage: Eukaryota; Viridiplantae; Streptophyta; Magnoliopsida; Ericales; Ebenaceae
Exons: 1
Coding region: 122-466 (114 amino acids)
Source: RefSeq, a predicted model, not a curated record
CUCACAUGCACUAGUUUGACAAGUCCGACGCCUAAAUUAUUGGACGAAUUGACAAUUAUUGCUCUCUCUGUCUCUGUCUGUCUGGUUCCAAGAUAGUGGUUUUCCGACGGGCCGAGACAGCAUGGGGAAUUGCAUGGAGACAUGCGGGGACAGCCGGCGGGAGGGAGAGAAAGGGAAAGGGGAAGCGGAAGGGGAAGGGGAAGGAGGGUUUGCCAAGGAAAGCGGUUUCGAGAGCGGCAGCGGCGGCGGCGUGAGGAUAAAGGUGGUUUUGACGAAGGAGGAGCUGGAGUGGUUGGUUUUCCGGCUGAAGGAGAAGGGAGGGAUGACGAGGGUGGAGGAGGUCUUGGGAGAGAUAGAGAGAGGGAGAUCAUCGUCGCCGGCGGCCGGAAAAGCUGCCGAUGGGUGGAAGCCUUCUCUAGAGAGCAUCAUGGAAAGCCCUGAUCAAUUGGUGGAGAUGAACAGGUAAAGCAAAGUGAAUUACCAUUAAUUAAUUAAGCCAUGGAUCUUCCAUUAAUGCCGAUCCUGCCAAGCUCUGUAACCAAUUAUGUUUUUGUAUUGAUGGGAAGUUCUAGCUGCUUGAUGAGAGGAAGAAGAUGAUGAUUAAAGACUAGAUAGUUGUUCAAUUGCUGUACUCUCUAGGGUUUUUUAUGUGCUUGAUGAUGAUGAUGAUAACUCAAAGAUUGUAAUAUUUGAGAGCCUUUUUUUCUUUGGGUUUAAAACUGGGUAUCAAUAUAUAUAUUAUUAUUGAAACUCAUAAUUUAUGUA